This is a messenger RNA of Chanos chanos (milkfish), 1568 nucleotides long. It is a transcript of the gene calr3a, whose product is annotated as calreticulin 3a. Gene Ontology annotation, cellular component: endoplasmic reticulum; endoplasmic reticulum membrane. Gene Ontology annotation, biological process: protein folding; ERAD pathway. The record is from RefSeq and is a predicted model, not a curated record. Gene Ontology annotation, molecular function: calcium ion binding. The transcript is spliced from 9 exons. Lineage: Eukaryota; Metazoa; Chordata; Actinopteri; Gonorynchiformes; Chanidae. Bases 94 to 1386 code for a protein of 430 amino acids.
UCCAGUUCUCAUCCCCGCAGGACGGUGACAUUAGCCUUGUGUCUGGAAAAAAGAUAAUUUUUCCACUAAUUUAGGCACUUUGAAGGUGAAAACAUGCGGGCUACCGUAGCACUAUUUGCUGUCUUUGCAGUAGCACUAACUGUCGAUGCCACCGUGUAUUUUAAGGAGCAGUUUCUGGAUGGAGAUGGUUGGAAGAGUCGUUGGGUGGAGUCCAAACACAAAUCUGACUAUGGACAGUGGAAAUUGAGCGCCGGCAAGUUCUACGGCGAUGCUGAGUUGGACAAAGGCCUCCAGACGAGCCAGGACGCCCGUUUCUAUGCCGUUUCCAGCCGCUUCGAGCCAUUUAGCAACGAGGGGAAACCCCUCGUGAUCCAGUUUACCGUGAAACACGAGCAGAAGAUCGACUGUGGUGGAGGGUACGUCAAAAUCUUCCCCGCCGACCUGGAUCAGGCGAACAUGCACGGAGACUCAGAGUACUACAUCAUGUUUGGGCCAGAUAUAUGUGGUUACAGCACUAAGAAAGUUCAUGUCAUCUUCAACUACAAAGGCCAAAACCAUCUGAUCAAGAAGGACAUCAGAUGCAAGGAUGACGAGCUGACGCACCUGUACACGCUCAUCCUGAAGCCCGACCAGACCUACGAGGUCCGGAUCAACAACGAGAAGGUGGAGUCCGGAUCUCUGGAGGAAGACUGGGACUUCCUGCCCUCAAAAACCAUCAAAGACCCGGAUGCCAAGAAACCAGAGGACUGGGACGAUCGCGCCACCAUCGACGAUCCGGAAGACACCAAACCAGAGGACUGGGACAAACCAGAGAACAUUCCUGAUCCUGAUGCUAAGAAGCCCGACGACUGGGAUGAGGACAUGGAUGGAGAAUGGGAACCACCAAUGAUUCCAAACCCAGAAUACAAGGGAGAGUGGAAGCCAAAGCAGAUUGACAACCCCAACUACAAAGGAGCCUGGGUGCAUCCCGAAAUUCCCAAUCCGGAAUACUCGCCAGACGAUUCCAUUUACAAGUUCGACAACAUCGCUGUCCUGGGCCUGGACCUGUGGCAGGUGAAGUCUGGAACCAUCUUUGAUAAUUUCCUGAUCACAGACGACGUGAUGGAGGCUGAGAACUUCGGGAAAGAGACUUGGGGUGCCACAAAGGGACCAGAGAAAAAAAUGAAGGAGAAGCAGGAGGAAGAGGAGAGAAAACAGAGAGAAGAAGAGGAGAAGAACAAGAAGAAAGACGAGGGUGACGACGAUGACGAUGACGAUGAAGAAGAGGAAAAGGAAGACGGGGAUGAAGAUGAACCAGAGGAAGACGAGGGCACAGAUGAAACCAGCCCACUGGAUGAUGACGAGGAGGAGGAGGAGUCUGACAAGCCCAAUAAAGAUGAACUGUGAGGAGGAGCUGAGGCGUGGGCUGUUUACCUGGGCCUGCUCUCCUAACGCUGGAGCAUCAGCAGGUCUCCUCUAACUCAGUCGUACUACAGGGAUAUGGCCUCACACGGCAGCGCUCCUGCCACGGACUUGGGUGGGAUUGGGAAGUGGGUUUUAGGGUUUUUUUUUUUUUUUUUUGGUGUUGA